This is a messenger RNA of Morus notabilis, 2895 nucleotides long. RefSeq names its product DEAD-box ATP-dependent RNA helicase 24. Gene Ontology annotation, molecular function: RNA helicase activity; ATP binding; RNA binding. Lineage: Eukaryota; Viridiplantae; Streptophyta; Magnoliopsida; Rosales; Moraceae. The coding region runs from base 304 to 2673 and encodes 789 amino acids. The transcript is spliced from 7 exons. The record is from RefSeq and is a predicted model, not a curated record.
UUCAUAGUCUGCCGGAACUCACGAGUCCCGACCGUGACCUUCUUCUAGCUUUUACAAUGUUCUGAUUUUUCCGAUUUCCCAAAAAAAAAAAAAAAAAAAUCCUAACUUGUCGACCUUAUUUCGCUUUUUCAGAGCAACACAACAGCUUCCAAUUCUUCUAUCGCAGAAGAAAUCGAGCUAGGGUUCAGCAUCCAAGCAAUUUAUCUUCUCUAAUGGCGACCUAGGGUUUUGGUUUUCGUUUCCUGGUUUUUAUCUUCCAUUGAGACUAAAAGGAGAAAAUUCACCAGAGAGAGAAUUAAAGCUAUGUCGAAGAGGAAGUUCGGAUUCGAAGGCUUCGGCAUAAACCGCCAGUCCACUUACAACUUCGAGCGCUCUCAGCAGCAAGCUCCUCAGCGACUCUACGUCCCUCCUUCUUCUCGCGGCCAUGGCCACGACAACUACGAGGACACCGACCUUGACAACAUCGAUUACGACGAGAAUGAUGCCGCCAAGGACACUGGCGACGACACUGGCGACGCCGGUGAUGGCGGCGGCGGCGCGGACGACGAGGUUGAUCCGCUUGAUGCGUUCAUGGCGGGAAUUCACGAGGAGAUGAAGGCGGGGCCACCGCCAAUGGCGAAGGAGAAGGCGGAUAAGUACAAGGACGAUGAAGAGGACGAUCCAAUGGAGAGCUUCCUUAGGGCUAAGAAGGAUAUUGGCCUGACGCUGGCUUCGGAGGCGCUUCACGCCGGCUAUGAUUCUGACGAGGAGGUUUACGCGGCAGCGAAGGCGGUCGACGCGGGGAUGCUAGAAUAUGAUUCGGAUGAUAAUCCUGUGGUCACCGAUAAGAGGAAGAUCGAGCCAAUUCCGGCUUUGGAUCACAGUUCGAUCGAUUACGAGCCUUUUAAUAAGGAUUUGUACGAGGAGAAGGAUUCAAUAUCUGGGAUGAGUGAGCAAGAUGUUGCUGAAUAUCGAAAGAGCUUGGCCAUUCGGGUGUCAGGUUUCGAUGUACCAAGGCCAAUUAAGACAUUUGAAGAUUGUGGAUUUUCUCUGCAACUCAUGAAUGCUAUCAAGAAGCAAGGCUACGAGAAGCCUACAUCAAUACAAUGCCAAGCUUUACCCAUUGUGCUUUCUGGGAGGGAUAUUAUUGGUAUAGCAAAAACUGGUUCAGGUAAGACUGCUGCUUUUGUCCUUCCAAUGAUUGGCCAUAUCAUGGAUCAGCCUGAACUUGAGAAAGAAGAGGGUCCAAUUGGAGUAAUAUGUGCACCCACUAGAGAACUGGCACACCAGAUAUACUUAGAGUGCAAGAAAUUUGCAAAACCUCAUGGGAUACGUGUCUCUGCUGUAUACGGCGGUAUGUCCAAACUGGAUCAGUUCAAAGAGUUGAAGGCGGGAUGUGAAAUAGUUGUUGCUACUCCUGGGAGAUUGAUCGACAUGCUGAAAAUGAAAGCACUUACAAUGUCAAGGGCAACUUACUUGGUACUUGAUGAGGCUGAUCGGAUGUUUGACCUUGGAUUUGAGCCACAGAUUAGGUCCAUUGUUGGUCAGAUUCGGCCAGAUCGUCAAACCCUACUAUUUUCUGCAACAAUGCCACGUAAAGUUGAAAAGCUGGCUAGAGAGAUUCUUACUGAUCCUGUAAGAGUUACUGUUGGGGAGGUGGGAAUGGCCAAUGAGGAUAUUACUCAGGCUGUUCAUGUGAUUCCUUCUGAUGUUGAGAAGUUACCCUGGCUUCUUGAAAAGUUACCUGGAAUGAUUGAUGAAGGUGAUGUUCUAGUGUUUGCUUCAAAAAAGGCCACAGUGGAUGAAAUUGAAUCGCAGUUGGCUCAAAGAGGUUUCAAAGUUGCAGCUCUUCAUGGUGAUAAAGACCAGGCUUCCCGAAUGGAAAUCUUGCAAAAAUUUAAAUCCGGCAUCUACCAUGUUCUUAUUGCAACUGAUGUUGCUGCUCGUGGUCUCGAUAUCAAGUCAAUCAAGUCGGUUGUGAACUUUGAUAUUGCAAAAGACAUGGACAUGCAUGUUCACCGUAUUGGUAGAACAGGUCGUGCUGGUGACAAAGAUGGCACUGCAUACACCCUUAUAACACAAAAGGAGGCUCGGUUUGCCGGUGAAUUGGUCAACAGUUUGAUUGCUGCUGGUCAGAAUGUGUCAGUGGAGCUUAUGGAUCUUGCUAUGAAGGAUGGAAGAUUCAGGUCCAAACGUGAUGCAAGAAAAGGAGGUGGGAAAAAAGGUAGAGGACGAGGUGGAGGUGGAGGUGGAGGUGGAGGUGGUGGUGGUGGUGGUCGGGGUGUUCGUGGAGUAGAUUUUGGUUUGGGAAUAGGUUAUAAUCCAGAAUCUAACAAUGCUUCGCCACAAGCUGUUCCUAGUCGAUCUGCAGCAGUAAAUUCUCUGAGGACGGGAAUGAUGACUCAAUUCAAGAGCAACUUUGUUGCUGCUUCUUCAAACUCUCAGAAUCAGGGAUCAAGUAACUAUUCGAGUGCACCUACCAACAAUAGACCAGCCUUAGCUGGCUUUGUCUCAGGUGGUUCCAUCGGUGGUGAUAUCUAUAGAACUCAGACAACAAAUUCAGUGAGUUCUGUCCCAACGUCUGGGAUAAGCACCUCCUCUAGUCAGAACUCCAGCGGGAAUAAUCAGAAGAGCUCGGAAAGUUCUACAGAUAGACCUAGAGAAAGGCGAAGGUCCUCUGGUUGGGACCGUUAAAUUCCAUUUAAUGGUUCUUCUCAACAUGAAGAUUUUGUUUAUGUUCUCUCUUUUUGUCAUCUAGGUCAGUUCUUUGAAUUUCUGUACAAUUAUUUAUGCUUGGUGAGUUAUGUAGUUAUUAACCGUUUAUUAUUUUUGGUAUUUUGUUUUUUCUUCUCCGUUUCAGCUAAUUAUAUAUCUUUAGCAGCCCAGCAAUCAAUAUAAGAAUUUUGUUAUUUGUAA